Messenger RNA from Ceratosolen solmsi marchali, 1496 nucleotides. It is a transcript of the gene Drgx, whose product is annotated as Dorsal root ganglia homeobox. The coding region runs from base 179 to 1378 and encodes 399 amino acids. Gene Ontology annotation, biological process: regulation of transcription by RNA polymerase II. Gene Ontology annotation, molecular function: DNA-binding transcription factor activity, RNA polymerase II-specific; RNA polymerase II transcription regulatory region sequence-specific DNA binding. The transcript is spliced from 6 exons. The record is from RefSeq and is a predicted model, not a curated record. NCBI's taxonomy places the organism in Eukaryota, Metazoa, Arthropoda, Insecta, Hymenoptera, Agaonidae.
GGGCGCCGACUGCAGCUCCAGCCCGCCGUUGCUCAAGAUCGGGUCAGUUCAUGCUCAACAGCAGCAGCAACAGCAGCAACAACAGCAGCAGCGUUCUCAGCAACAGCCUCAGCCGGAGCAGCAGCAACUGGGCGGAGGACCGGGGGCCGGCACGGGGGCGGCUCCGAGGGCCGGAGGGAUGUUCUGCUACCAUUGCCCCUCGGGUCUGCCGGCCCCGAGACUCCCUCCAUCGCUCGAGUAUCCUUUCGCCCCGACGCAUCCUUACGCAAGUUAUUCUGCUUAUCAUCCAGCGCUUCACGGCGUUGGAGAAGAUUCGUUUGUUAGGAGAAAACAACGGAGAAACAGAACAACAUUUACGUUACAGCAACUAGAGGAGCUCGAGUCUGCUUUUGUUCAGACUCAUUAUCCAGAUGUCUUUACAAGGGAGGAUCUUGCAAUGAAAAUUAAUUUAACCGAAGCUAGAGUUCAGGUCUGGUUCCAGAAUCGCCGUGCCAAGUGGCGCAAGAGCGAGCGGCUGAAGGAGGAGCAACGGAAGCGCGACAGCGCGACCUCGAGCGAGCAGCAGCAACAGCAACAGCAUCAACAGCAUCAACAGCAACAGCAACAAAUGGAGCCUGGCUCCGAGGAGGGGCCCCCGGGUCCUCAGGAGGCGCUCAGCGGCUCGCGGAGCCCGAGCACGACCUCGGCCUCGGUUAGCCCGCGGCCGACCCACGGGCCCACCUCCUCCUCGGCCUCGCCCCAGCCCGCCCCGACGCCGAACUCAGCGUCCCAGCAGCAGGACCGGACAACGGCGGCACCCUCCACGGAUCAGCUCCCCGGCGCUGGACCGCCCGCGGAGAGCCUGGGCGGUAGCGCGGGUGGCGGUGGUUUCCGGCCCGUGGAAACGACGGCUACCAGCCUCUUCUUCUCGCCGCAUCUCGCGGCUCAGUUCUCGCCCCCGCUGUUCGCCUCGAAGCUCCAGGUGAGCAGCCCGAGCUCUUUGGCCGCGGGUGGAGCAUCCCUCUGGAGCAGCGCUGUCGAGUCUCGUGCGGCGAGCUCCGGCCCCGGGAGUAGCCUCCAGGAGAUGCUCUCGUGGUCGCCAGCGGGCUGGGCCAGCUGCGCGGGCUCCCUGUGCGGAUGCUGCGGUAAGGGCGGGGCCGGGGAGGCUCAGCGCAACAGCAGCCUCGCGGAGCUACGGCGCAAGGCCCAAGAGCACACGACGGCCUCGGCCCUCCUUGGGGGCCUCGCCGCUGGCUUUCACUUCCCGCCCCUGCCCCUGCCCCUGCUGCCACCACUGCUGGGGCUCUCGCGACGGCCCGAGCAUCACCAUCACCAGCAGCAUCACCUGCACCCGGGGGUCGUGCACCAGCUGCAGCCGGCGAGCAAGGAGGAGCCAUAGGACCAGCUUGUGCCUGCCAAAGACAAUAGCGGCGCACGCUCGAAAGGACGCGCCGUCGUGUCCGCGACUGCCUGACUAUUGUCGGAAAGAGGCGCGUGGCCUCGAGAGCGAGACAGCG